Molecule: messenger RNA, 3848 nt
Organism: Mangifera indica (mango)
Lineage: Eukaryota; Viridiplantae; Streptophyta; Magnoliopsida; Sapindales; Anacardiaceae
Product: protein SUPPRESSOR OF MAX2 1-like
Exons: 3
Coding region: 467-3574 (1035 amino acids)
Molecular function (GO): ATP binding; ATP hydrolysis activity
Source: RefSeq, a predicted model, not a curated record
CUUGCAUUUCAUUUCUCUUCUGUUUCUCUCUCACUGUCCAGAAGGCAUUUUCCAGAAAUCCUUGCAGCUCAUUGUACAGCAAUAUAUAUAAUACUUCCAACUCCUCAAAUUUCCAUAAAUUCUUUCUCUUUCUUUCCAACAAUAUAUAAACAUAUAAACAAAACAUACACUUUUCAUUCCCAUCUGCGCCUUAACUACUUUUACAUGUUCUCUCUUUCUUACUACUGUAAUAUUUGAAAAAAAGUUGAACCACUCACCAUUUCUUUGUAUAUAUAUAUCUAUAUCUAUAUAUAUAUACAUACUUGGUUUUCUUUUAGAUUUAUUUAUUUGGGAUAUUCAAUCCAUUUCUAAAGGGAUCUAUACUUGUUGAAACUUUAAUUUUUUUUUUGGGUGUUUGGGUUAUAAUUUUCUUUAUCUGAUUCAUAUUAUACAGAAAGGAGGAAUUUUUAUUGAUAUAUUGAGACAAAUGAGAGCUGGGUUGAGUACGAUCCAACAGACGUUGACGCCGGAGGCGGCCAGUGUGUUGAACCAUUCUAUAGCAGACGCGGGUCGCCGGAACCACGGCCAAACGACGCCGCUUCAUGUAGCGGCGACCCUUUUGGCGUCCCCAUCUGGGUUCUUAAGACAAGCGUGUAUAAAGUCUCAUCCCAAUUCGUCUCAUCCGCUUCAGUGCCGUGCUUUAGAGCUUUGUUUCAGCGUGGCCUUGGAGCGUCUUCCAACCGCGCAGAACAUGAGCCCCGGCCUCGAACCGCCAAUUUCCAAUGCUUUAAUGGCCGCUCUUAAGCGCUCACAAGCACAUCAACGCCGUGGAUGUCCCGAGCAACAGCAGCAGCCGCUUUUAGCGGUGAAAGUUGAGCUUGAACAGCUUAUAAUUUCCAUUCUUGAUGACCCGAGUGUGAGUAGAGUGAUGCGUGAAGCUAGCUUUUCAAGUCCGGCGGUUAAGGCCACUAUUGAGCAAUCUUUAAAUUCAACACCUUGUUCGGUUUCAGUUUCGAAUUCGAGCCCAAUUGGUUUGGGAUUUAGGCCUAAUCUUAAUAGGAAUUUGUAUGUCAAUCCGCGGUUGCAGCAAGGAACCGGAGGAGGAGUACAAUCCGGGCAGCAAAGAGGGGAAGAAGUGAAGAGAGUAAUGGACAUAUUUCUGAGAAGUAAGAAAAAGAAUCCGGUUUUGGUGGGUGAAUCGGAGCCGGAGAUGAUUGUAAAAGAAUUGUUGAUAAAGAUUGAAAGUAAAAAAUUAGAUGGGGUUUUGAAGAAUGUUGAGGUGAUUCGGUUGGGGAAAGAUUUUAGUUUUGAGAAGGGUGAGAUUGUGGCGAAGCUGAGAGAAUUGAGUGGGAUAAUUGAGAGCAAGAUGAUUGGGAAUGGAGGGGUGAUGGUUGAUUUGGGUGACUUGAAAUGGUUGGUGGAGCAACAGCUGAGUUUGGGGGUGUCGAAUUCAGGGACUGUGCAGCACCAGCAAGUGGUGGCGGAGGCUGUGGCGGAGAUGGGGAAGAUUCUGGUAAGAUUUGGUGGUGGUGGUGGAGGAGGGAGGUUGUGGUUGAUUGGGACAGCUACAUGUGAAACAUAUUUGAGGUGUCAAGUUUAUCAUCCUUCAAUGGAAAGUGAUUGGGAUCUGCAAGCUGUUCCUAUUGCUGCCAAAGCUCUUCCAGGGAUGUUCCCCAGGAUUGGGAGCAACGGGAAUGGAAUUCUGAGCAGUUCUGUUGAGUCUUUGGCCCCAUUGAAGGGCUUUCCAACUGCUCCAACGAGGCGGGUUUCUGAGAACAUGGAUCCUUUUAGGAGAAUGUUCUGUUGCCCACAAUGUAUGCAGAAUUAUGAACAAGAAGUCACAAAAUUAGCCAAGGAGUUUGAAAAGUCUUCAUCAGAAGUGGCAAGGCCAUCUCUGCCACAGUGGUUGCAUAAUGCUAAAGUUCAUGAUGAUGCUAAAACAGUAGAUCAGAUACUGACUAAAGAUCAGGAUUUGAUCUGGAAGCAAAAAAGCCAGGAACUGCAGAAGAAAUGGAAUGAUACAUGCUUGCAUAUACAUCCUAAUUUCCAUCAGCCAGGUUUUGGUACUGAGAGAAUUGUGCCAUCACCACCUAUCUCAAUGACGGGCUUAUGCAAUCCAAACCUGCUUGCACGCCAACCUUUCCAACCAAAGUUACAACCGAAUAGGAAUAUCAGGGACACACUACAAUUGAGCACAAAUCCUGUCACCAGCCAGCCAUCAGACUCUGAAGUUUCUCCUCCAGUUAGCCCUGUGAGGACAGAGCUUGUUCUUGGUCGAUCAAAGGGAACAAUGCCUGAGAAAAACCAAAAAGAACGCAUUAAUGACUUCUUAGGUUGCAUAUCUUUUGAACCACAGAAUAAUUUCCAUGAAUUGCAGAGUGACAAACUUCUAAACACGUCAGAUGCUGACUCGUUCAAGAGGCUUGUCAAAGGUCUAAUGGAGAAAGUAUGGUGGCAACAUGAAGCAGCAACUGCCGUUGCUACCACUGUCACUCAAUGUAAAUUGGGAAAUGGGAAGCGCAGAGGUGCUGGAUCAAAGGGAGACAUGUGGCUAUUGUUUACUGGUCCUGACAGAGUUGGCAAGAAGAACAUGGCAUCCGCGCUAUCAGAGCUGGUAUGUGGUGCCAGUCCGAUAAUGAUCUCUCUUGGCUCAAGGCGUGAUGAUGGAGACUCUGAUGUUAGUUUCCGUGGUAAAACAACUUUAGAUAGAAUAGGGGAGGCAGUGAAAAGACACCCGUUUUCUGUAAUCGUGCUUGAAGACAUUGAUGAAGCGGAAAUGCUUCUUCGAGGAAGUAUAAAACAGGCAAUGGAGAGGGGCAGACUCAUUGAUUCCCAUGGCCGUGAGAUCAAUCUGGGGAAGGUUAUCUUCAUUCUCACUGCCAAUUGGUUGCCAGACUCUCUCAAAUUCUUGUCCCAUGGCAUUACCCUCAACGAGAAGAAGCUGGCCAGUUUAGCAUGUGGAGGUUGGCAAUUAAGGCUCUCUCUUUGGGACAAAACAGCAAAACGCCGACCCAGUUGGCUUCACAAUGAAGAAAGGUCAACAAAACCAAGAAAGGAAACUGUUUCUGGACUAUCAUUUGACCUGAACCGGACUGCCGAUGAUGGAGAUGAUAAAGCAGAUGGAUCACACAAUUCAAGCGACCUCACAAUUGAUCAUGAAGAAGAACAUGGCUUUGUUAACAGACUGUUAUUAUCACCCUCAACCUCACCAGCCUCUCAUGACCUGCUUAACUCAGUAGACGGCACCAUUGUCUUCAAGCCGGUGGAUUUCAGCCCCAUUAAACGUGACAUUGCAAAUUCAAUCACAAAGAAGUUCUCCACCAUCAUCAGCAAUGGUCUUUCACUCGAAAUCCCCAAUGAAGCCCUUGAGAAAAUCGUAGGUGGUGUAUGGCUUGGCAGAACAGGUUUAGAAGACUGGUUAGAUAAAGUCUUGACCCCUAGCCUUCACCAGCUCAAAUCUAGGUUACCCACCAAUGCCAGUGUGACAACAGAUGAAUCAAUGGUUGUUCGGCUUGAAACCGAUGAUGACUCGGGUAUCCGAAGCAUUGGAGAUUUGCUUCCUAGUAGUGUCAAGGUGGCGGUUGAGGGGUUGUGAUGGUGUUGAAAGGGAUGUUUUGGGUAGAGAUUGUAAAUAUGGCCAACUGUUUUUGGCGGGGAGUGAUAAACAGUUGGGGGGUAAAGAGUAAAAAACAGAUAGAAGAGGGAGACAUUGUGAAUUAACGGUACCUUUAGGAGCCAGUUAAGUAAUGUCUCAACUUUUUUUAAAAAAUAUUAUUAUUAUUUCAUUUCUUUAUAUUAAAAAAAUCAGAGUCUUUUAUCAUAUGUCUCAUAAUUUUCUUAGUGAUUAAUGAUUGUAACUGUUUACCUUA